UGCCCAACCAAAAUGUUUUAAAGAAAAAGUAUGGUUGUCAUAGUUUUUUUUAAGCAAGAAGACACAGUAUCAAAUAAAUCAUAUAAAAUAAAAAGAAACGAUCAUAACAAAAAAAACACUAGUAUUUAAAAGUGUCUAAAAUGGCUGAUGGUCAAGGCAACAUAAACAGAUCCAAAAACACAGGCACUGUGCCAAAAAUCAAAUAUUCCAACAAUACUAUGGCUGCAACCUCCUCAAAGGACCAAUCAAAGAGUGGCCGCUUGCCUAAUAAGCUUUCUCCCUCAUGGCAUAUGCAUAUUGACUCUGCUAAUUUUAUUCAGAACAAGAGAAGAAAUAAGUAUCCUGGUAUGGAAGUUGCCACAGAAGGAUCUGAUACAGUAAAUGGAGUUAGUUAUUCAGCUAAUGGCUCAGUCAAUGGAAUAACACCAGCAAGCAGCUCAUCAGCAUCAAGAAGAAACUCAAUUGGCUCAACACUAAAAUGUGAUAACAUGACAAAAUAUCCAGAUCGUAGAGUGAUUGAGGACAAACUUAGUCAGAUAAGAGAAUAUUUGGAAGUCACUAGCUCUUUAAUGACUAGUAUUAGAAACUCGGAUGAACAGAUAUUAGAUAUAGAUGAGAAAACAAAUUUGCUUCAAAUGAGAAGCGAUUUGUUGGACAGUGAGAAAAAAUUAGUAAAGCUGUUAGAGGAACUUGAUAGUUCUGAAAGGAUUGCUGAUGUUCAGCCUAGCCAGAGUCUAUCCAAUGUUGACAAUUAUUCGGAGCAGAGUGACUACAUUAAAAGAGCCGAGGCAGAUUUUAACAGUUUUGACAAUGAGUUAACAGCCUUGAGGGAUCAGCAACUGUCAAUAUUAAAGCUUCAACAGAAAUCUGAAAAUAAAUUGAUGGAUGCCAGGCAAAUUCAAGAAAGACUGGAGAGGGCUCCUAUUUGUAAUCCAGUUAAUGUAGAGAAAAAUAUAAAUAAUACUUCUUUAGCAGAAUAUGAUACAGCCAUAAAAGAGCUUGAAGAGAGAGCUAAGAGACUAAACAGAAAUAAAUCUGGCAAUGAAAAAUAUUCCACUGAUAAAUUAAUGUCUGAGAUGCAACAUUUGCAAAGUCAAAUUGUUAGCAUGCAUGAUGCCAACAAUGAAAGGGAGCAACUAAUUCAGGUACUUGACAAUCGCGAUAUAGAGCUAAGGAGCCAACAAGCCGACCUAAAGAAAAAACUAUUAGAAUUAAAAACGAAAAAGGAUCAAGUGGAUAAAUUGGUGAUUCAGCUGCAAAUAAUGGAUGAGGAGAAUCAUCCGGAUGUCGGUUCUCAAGUGCGCAACAUCGUGGCCAUGAAAGACCACUUGAGUAAGUUGAAAAAUAUGCUGGAAGUGGUUAAUAAUACGACCGAGGGAGCCACAGUGCAGGAAGUUCAAGCUGCCACCAAUGAAAUUUGUUUGACCGCCGAAAAUUUACAAAAUGAGAUAUCGAAACCGAGUCAUAGAAGAAACGAUAGUUAUGUGGAAAACAGAUUAGAUAAUCAUGUCUUGAAUGAAACGUAUCAGAAACAAGUAAACAAAUCGCAAAGGAAUCAAGGGGCCCGCCCUAAACAAAGGACCAGCAGCAAUAUUAACGAGAAGCUGGCUUUACAAGCUGAACUCGAAGUGAAAAAGCGGGAACUAGAGGAGAUUAUGGGGAAGCAUAAAGCGGCCACCUCAAAUUUAAAUCAUGACGUCCGAGGUAGUUCCGGCAAUGAGAUAUCCUGGAAACCGCCAAUAUUUUCCCAGGAUCAGGGUAGCGACGAAAGGCUUUCCAGUGAUGAAAAUGAAGAAAACGAAUACUCCGAAGUGAAUGAUACGGACGAUAUGGUAUUCACGCCACAAGUUAAUACUUACUAUGAACCCAACCGGCCUAAUCGUGAACGAGAAAAUAGGUCCGAAUGCGAAUUGCCCAGAGAAGCCGUUCAAAGCUGUUCGCAAAUAUUGUCCGAAAGGAAUUUGGCGGGUUUGGUUGGGAAUUUGGGAGAGAGACCGGCUAAUAAUCAAAAUCAAAGUAAACAAGACAAAGUGCAAAAACAACUCGAACUAAUAAAAACCGUCUGCGACUCCUUACUCGAGAACAUCCCGGCCAACAACUCGACACAACCGCCGACAAUUCAGCAGGUACGAAACAACAUCACUCCCUGCUCCGCUUACUCGGAGCAACCGCAGCGAGUCUCUUGUCCGCCCAGUCCAUUCCGCCCGAACCAAAACCAAAUAAACGUGUUCCAGCCGGUUUCGGAUGCACCGUGGUACCCGUUGGGACCCGGCAAUCAAAAUGACGUGCACAAUUAUCAAAACUGGUUGUCCACCAACGCAUUACAGACACAGUCUUUUAUGUUAAACACACUAAACCAAUGCUGCCAGAUGUUGUGGUUACAACAAAGGGAACUGGGGCAGUUGAGGAGUACUGUUAAUAUGAUGCAAGAUAGACUGGAACACCAGCCUUACCACCAUCACCAACAACAACCGCUACCCCAACCACACCAGGAAACUUUACCGUCAAACCUACACCCGCCGCCCACAUAUCCCCAACCCCCGCCGCCUCCAAACAACCAUUUACGUGUCCCACCGCCCCCAAUACCGCCCAGUUCCGCCCCAAAAACUAACCACCAAGUGUCCGCCGCUUGCUCUCUGCCAAACCUAAACCAGUACAAUCCGGUUUCGGCCGGCACUGAUUUGGCUUUCGCUAACACUAGCGCGGUGCCUAACAGCGCCCUCUUGCAGUCUUGUCUGAAUAACGUUAGUCACCUGAACACAACUCAGGCGGUCGAGCAGGCUAAUAAUUUGAUGCAUGCGGUCAAUUCUAACCUAAACCAUCAUCAGGCGAUACCUGCCCAAAUAUGGAACGGACAGGCCUUGAAUAAUCAAGUCGCGCCUGGUAAUAGGGCUAAUAAUUAUUGGGACAAUUUUAGAAGCUAUUCGCGUCAAAAUCAACUGUCUUCGAAAAAUAGCGAAAGCAGUAUUCAUAACGCGGCCUCAGGCAUCGACAGGCUUCAUCUCGAUAGGGUUAAUCCCAUUCCGUUGACGACCACCUCGAAAACUAAUUCCGAACAUUCGUCGACGAAUUCCAGAGAAAAUACGCCACGAAAAAGAAGUUUAAGAGUUCCAAGACAUAACGUAGAAAAUAUUAAUACAGUAACCGAUCAUCACGCUCCACCACCUCCCGAUGUGUUAAACGUGAAUCAGAUUGUACCGAAAAGCAGCUUUAAUCGAUCAGCAGAAUCGCCCGGCGUGACUCAGACCGAACCGAGAUUCGGUGCAGAACGUGUAGAAGAACUGGAAUUAAGUUUACAUCGAUUAUUAACGAUGGAAACUAAUUUACACGACGACAUCAAUAUUUCAAUUGAACCGCGUCCGGAAAGGAGAAGAAACGAGUGGCAUAGCGGUGAACAGCAGAGGGCACAAAAACCUAAAAAGAAUAAAUUGGGAGACGAACUACGUGAAAACGUUUAUAAAGAAGUUGCUUCACUGAUAUCGGCUAAUGAGGCCCGACCGCAUUUCUUAAUACAACUUUUCAAGGACCUACAGAAAAUUGAGUCUGACAACUUAAGGUUGAAGAUACUGCAGUCGGUUCAGAACAUUUUGACUCAGUCGCUGAAUGGACAAUCUAAUCCGGAAAGUUCACAACAGAUAACAGAAUCUGAUUCAACAUUAUCAGAAUCGUCCGAGCAAGCGUCAGUGUGGUCCAGACCGACCAAACAUUUUACAUCUGACAUACUAAAUAUGCGCUCGGAAGGAGAUGAACCGUUCCUGCAAAACUCUUAUAAAGAAAUUGUCUCCGUUUUAGAAGCAAACAGUGAGGAUAUAGUAGGAAACCACCUUUUGGCUAACAUAAAACAGGUUUUUCUGGAAAGUGAACUGUUUCAAGAAUCUGUAAAAGAUACAGUGUUUUUGAAACAUUUUUCAAACGUUUUGGAUGAUGUUUUAGAGCAAUAUCGUGGAAAAAAGGUGCUGGAGGUGAAAAUGAACCUAAUACAAGCUAUCGGAGACUUGUUACAAGGAGAACUAUCAUUUAUUCAUUUAAUACAAGAAACUGUACCGGAAAGUUAUUUGCCAGAUAGUAGGAAAAAUUCGAUUCAUUCCAAUGCGGGAUAUGGGAUACCCAGUGCCAUAUAUGAUAUUUCCACUCAAGGAUCGUUGCAAAAUAGUAAUAACAUAGAAAACGAUGCAGAUGAUUUAACUGAAGCUGACCAGAGCAGAUUAGGAGAUAAUGCGAUGGAAGAUGAAGGCGCGGUCGGAGGCAUACUAGAGUCUCCCGAGGAAGAAUCUCAAAUGUCCUCCGCUCAGGGACAAUCAGAUGAAAUUUUAUGUGUUACUUCGAUGGACUACACAGAAAAUGCCGAAGGACUUGACCAAGUACCUACCAGACUUGCCACUAUAAUUAAAUCUGAAGCAACCACACCUACAAAAGAUAUUCUAAACCCAUGUCAUGACCCUACGGAGCCCUACUGAAACCGGUUGAGUCUAACAAAGUUUUUAAAGGAAUUGUGCUUUUCCAGAAAGAACUUGUUCGAACAAUGAGAAAUCGUAUGCUUUUAUUGGUUAAGGUUGCUUUUUUUUAAAUACUUAAUGUCGGUUUUGAAAAUGUAAGAUUUUUUAUGUGCUGUAAAUAAUUUAUUUUAGGGUAGGAAAUGUAUCGCUGACAGAUAUUAAAAGUUAAUAUUUAUAUUAAGUAAAUUAUUGGUUAUAUAUGUAACUCGGAAUUUGUUUUAAUAGAUGUAAUCAAGCAAUAAACUGAUAAAAUUAU
Molecule: messenger RNA, 4752 nt
Organism: Anthonomus grandis grandis
Lineage: Eukaryota; Metazoa; Arthropoda; Insecta; Coleoptera; Curculionidae
Product: pericentriolar material 1 protein
Exons: 21
Coding region: 141-4457 (1438 amino acids)
Biological process (GO): centrosome cycle; protein localization to centrosome; microtubule anchoring at centrosome
Cellular component (GO): centriole; ciliary basal body; centriolar satellite
Source: RefSeq, a predicted model, not a curated record